This is a messenger RNA of Fraxinus pennsylvanica, 405 nucleotides long. The record is from the annotation of a GenBank genome assembly. NCBI's taxonomy places the organism in Eukaryota, Viridiplantae, Streptophyta, Magnoliopsida, Lamiales, Oleaceae.
AUGAAGCUCAUGUACGCCUUUCAACCUGAAUCCCUAACUCGUAUCCUAGGCUGUCGGAGGUGUAGUUUAAAGGGCAGUUCAUUAUGUUGGCGGAGCAAUCGAGGUAGAAAAUGGUGUUACUGCUGGUAUGUUGAAGGGGGCGGAGUUAUUGAGUUGGAGGCCGUUGGACGGGAGAUUGGAUGCAAUGCAGGUGUUGCCAAGGAAAGGAGAGAGAGCAAUGGUGAGGCGUUGAAUAAAUGGGGAGAUGGAGGUGAUUGGGUUAGUACAACCACCGUUGUUAAGAGAACUGGUUUAGAGGCCAAAGCGUUGUACUGGGGAAGAGGCAGCCGCCGUAGUGGUGGCGGUAUGAAGGUUGAGAGCGGGUGGUUGCGUGUUAUAUAUGUUGGUGGGAAGUGGCGCUCGUAA